Molecule: messenger RNA, 1953 nt
Organism: Panicum hallii
Lineage: Eukaryota; Viridiplantae; Streptophyta; Magnoliopsida; Poales; Poaceae
Product: L-ascorbate oxidase homolog
Exons: 3
Coding region: 197-1870 (557 amino acids)
Molecular function (GO): oxidoreductase activity; copper ion binding
Source: RefSeq, a predicted model, not a curated record
GCCACAGACAGCGCGCGCACCGCUCCUUGGAGUGGGCGAUCGACCCAUAUAAGCCGUCGCCUCCCGCCUCGCCGUCCCCACUCGCUCUGCCCGCCCCCGCCACCAGCCGGAUCGACAGCACACCACCUGACCGCCCGCGGCAGCUCUCAUCGAUCCACAGGGCGCGCAUAACAGAGGGCCCGGCGAGCGAGCAGGGAUGGUGUGGUCGGCGAUGACAAUGCGCGGCGCCUCCGCCGCCGCGCUGCUCGUGCUGGUGGCGCUCGUCGCCGGGGCUCGCGCGGAGGACCCCUACCACUUCUUCGAGUGGAAGGUGACGUACGGGACCAAGAACAUCUUGGGGACGCCGCAGAAGGUGAUCCUCAUCAACGGCCAGUUCCCGGGGCCUACCAUCAACUGCACCUCCAACAACAACAUCCUCGUCAAUGUCUUCAACAUGCUCGACCAGCCGCUCCUGUUCCAUUGGCACGGCAUCCAGCAGAGGAAGAACUCGUGGCAGGACGGCUUGCCGGGCACGAUGUGCCCGAUCCAGCCCAACACCAACUGGACGUACCACUGGCAGCCCAAAGACCAGAUCGGCAGCUUCUACUACUUCCCUAGCAUCGGCAUGCAGCGCGCGGCGGGAGGCUACGGGCUCAUCACCGUGCACAGCCGUGAUCUGAUCCCCGUCCCCUUCGACCCCCCGGCCGACGACUUCCCGGUCCUCGUCGGCGACUGGUACACCAAGGACCACACCGUCCUGGCCAAGAACCUCGACAGCGGCAAGGGGAUCGGGCGCCCCGCGGGGCUCAUCAUCAACGGCAAGAACGAGAAGGAAGCGUCGAACCCGCCCAUGUACAACGUGGAGGCCGGCAAGACCUACCGCUUCCGCGUCUGCAACGUCGGCAUCAAGGCGGCCUUGAACGUGCGCGUCCAGAAGCACAUCCUGAAGCUCGUCGAGAUGGAGGGCUCCCACACCGUGCAGAACACCUACGACUCCCUGGACGUCCACAUCGGGCAGUGCCUGUCCUUCCUGGUCACCGCCGACCAGACGCCCGGCGACUACCUCCUGGUGGUGUCGACCCGGUUCAUCAAGGAGGUGAGCACCAUCACCGCGGUGAUCCGCUACAAGGGCUCCAACACCCCGCCGCCGCCCCAGAUCCCGGAGAGCCCCAGCGGGUGGGCGUGGUCGAUCAACCAGUGGAGGUCCUUCCGCUGGAACCUGACGGCGAGCGCGGCGCGGCCCAACCCGCAGGGGUCGUACCACUACGGGCAGAUCAACAUCACCCGCACCAUCAAGCUCUCGACCAGCCACGGCAAGGUGGACGGCAAGGAGCGGUACGCCCUCAACGGCGUGUCGCACGUGGACCCCGACACCCCCCUGAAGCUCGCCGAGUACUUCAACGCCACCAACGGGGUGUUCCAGUACAACCUCAUCGGCGACGUGCCGCCGGCCGCGGGCACGCCCAUCAAGGUGGCCCCGAACGUCGUCAGCGCCGAGUUCCGCACGUUCAUCGAGGUGGUGUUCGAGAACCCCGAGAAGAGCAUCGACACCUUCCACAUCAACGGCUACGCCUUCUUCGCGGCCGGCAUGGGGCCGGGCACAUGGUCGCCGCAGUGCCGGAAGACGUACAACCUCCUGGACACGGUGAGCCGGCACACCAUCCAGGUGUACCCGAGGUCGUGGACGGCGGUGAUGUUGACGUUCGACAACGCCGGCAUGUGGAACAUCCGGUCCAACCUCUGGGACAGGCACUACCUCGGCGAGCAGCUGUACAUAAGCGUCCUCUCGCCGGCGCGGUCGCUCAGGGACGAGUACAACAUGCCGGAGACCAGCCUGCGCUGCGGCAAGGUCGUCAGCCUGCCGAUGCCGCCGUCCUAUGCCCCCGCAUAGAUCGCCGCCGGUUCCCUUCACGAUGGCCCGCCCGGCGCACGGUGCUGUACGUACACAAAUUAAAAGGAGCAGGAGGCCGGAAA